GGCGCGGAGGCUGGCCCGGGACGCGCCCGGAGCCCAGGGAAGAAGGGAGGAGGGAGGAGGGAGGGUCGCGGCCGGCCGCCAUGGGGCCGGGGACCCGGGGCCGCCGCCGCCGCCGUCGCCCGAUGUCGGCGCCGCCACCGCUGCCGCCCGUGCGGGUGCUGCCCCUGUUGCUACUGCUCGCGGGGCCCGGGGCUGCAGCCCCCCCUUGCCUGGACGGAAGCCCGUGUAUGAAUGGAGGUCGCUGCACCCAGCUGCCCUCCCGGGAGGCUGCCUGCCUGUGCCCUCCAGGAUGGGUGGGUGAGCGGUGCCAGCUGGAGGACCCCUGCCAUUCGGGCCCCUGUGCUGGCCGUGGUGUCUGCCAGAGCUCGGUGGUGGCAGGCGCUGCCCGGUUCUCCUGCCGCUGCCCCCGUGGCUUCCGGGGUCCCGACUGCUCCCUGCCGGACCCCUGCCUCAGCAGCCCCUGUGCCCAUGGUGCCCGCUGCUCCGUGGGGCCCGAUGGCCGCUACCUCUGCUCCUGCCCGCCUGGCUACCAGGGCCGCAGCUGCCGAAGCGAUGUGGAUGAGUGCCGGGUGGGAGGGCCAUGCCGCCACGGUGGCACCUGCCUCAACACGCCUGGUUCCUUCCGCUGCCAGUGCCCAGCUGGCUACAUGGGGCCACUGUGUGAGAACACUGCAGUGCCCUGCGCCCCCUCGCCGUGCCGAAACGGGGGCACAUGUAGACAGAGUGGCGACCUCACCUACGACUGUGCCUGCCUUCCCGGGUUCGAGGGCCAGAACUGUGAAGUGAAUGUGGAUGACUGUCCAGGGCACCGCUGUCUAAAUGGGGGCACGUGUGUGGAUGGCGUCAACACCUACAACUGCCAGUGCCCUCCUGAGUGGACAGGGCAAUUCUGCACGGAGGAUGUGGAUGAAUGCCAGCUGCAGCCCAAUGCUUGCCACAACGGGGGCACCUGUUUCAACACACUGGGUGGCCACAGCUGUGUGUGUGUCAACGGCUGGACAGGCGAGAGCUGCAGUCAGAAUAUCGAUGACUGUGCCACGGCCGUGUGCUUCCAUGGGGCCACCUGCCAUGACCGCGUGGCCUCGUUCUACUGUGCCUGCCCCAUGGGCAAGACUGGGCUUCUCUGUCAUCUGGAUGACGCCUGUGUCAGCAACCCCUGUCACGAGGAUGCUAUCUGUGACACGAACCCGGUGAACGGACGGGCCAUCUGCACCUGUCCACCAGGCUUCACCGGCGGGGCAUGUGACCAGGAUGUGGAUGAGUGCUCCAUUGGCGCCAACCCGUGUGAGCACCUGGGCCGGUGUGUGAACACACAGGGCUCAUUCCUGUGCCAGUGUGGCCGUGGGUACACAGGCCCGCGCUGCGAGACCGACGUCAACGAGUGCCUAUCGGGGCCCUGCCGCAACCAGGCCACGUGCCUCGACCGCAUAGGCCAGUUCACCUGCAUCUGCAUGGCAGGCUUUACAGGCACCUAUUGUGAGGUGGACGUGGAUGAGUGUCAGAGCAGCCCGUGUGUUAAUGGCGGGGUCUGCAAGGACAGAGUCAACGGCUUCAGCUGCACCUGCCCCUCGGGCUUCAGCGGGGCCAUGUGUCAGCUGGAUGUGGAUGAGUGCGCCAGCACACCUUGUCGGAAUGGAGCCAAAUGUGUGGACCAGCCCGAUGGCUACGAAUGUCGCUGCGCAGAGGGUUUCGAAGGCACUCUGUGUGAGCGCAACGUGGAUGACUGUUCCCCGGACCCGUGCCACCACGGGCGCUGUGUGGAUGGCAUCGCCAGCUUCUCCUGCGCCUGUGCCCCGGGAUACACAGGCACACGCUGCGAGAGCCAGGUGGACGAGUGCCGCAGCCAGCCCUGCCGCCACGGAGGCAAAUGUCUAGACUUGGUGGACAAGUAUCUCUGCCGCUGCCCUCCUGGCACCACAGGAGUGAACUGCGAGGUGAACAUUGAUGAUUGUGCCAGCAACCCCUGCACCUUUGGAGUCUGCCGGGAUGGCAUCAACCGCUAUGACUGUGUCUGCCAGCCUGGCUUCACAGGGCCCCUUUGCAACGUGGAGAUCAACGAGUGUGCGUCCAGCCCGUGUGGUGAUGGAGGCUCCUGUGUGGAUGGGGAAAAUGGCUUCCGCUGCCUCUGCCCACCUGGCUCCCUGCCCCCGCUCUGCCUUCCCACGAGCCAUCCCUGUGCCCAAGAACCCUGCAGUCACGGUGUCUGCCACGAUGCGCCUGGAGGGUUCCGCUGCAUGUGUGAGCCUGGCUGGAGUGGCCCCCGAUGCAGCCAGAGCCUUGCUCGAGAUGCCUGUGAAUCCCAGCCCUGCCGGUCUGGUGGCACCUGCACCAGUGAUGGAAUCGGCUUCCACUGUACCUGUCCCCCUGGUGUCCAGGGCCGUCAGUGUGAGCUGCCAUCGCCCUGUACUCCAAACCCCUGUGAGCAUGGGGGUCACUGUGAGUCUGCCCCUGGCCAGCUGCCUGUCUGCUCCUGCCCUCCUGGCUGGCAAGGCCCACGAUGCCAGCAGGAUGUGGAUGAAUGUGCUGGCCCCUCACCCUGUGGCUCCCACGGUACCUGCACCAACCUGGCGGGGAGUUUCAGCUGUACCUGCCACGAGGGGUAUAGUGGCCCUUCCUGUGAUCAGGACAUCGAUGACUGUGACCCCAACCCCUGCCUGAAUGGUGGCUCCUGCCAGGAUGGCGUGGGCUCCUUUUCAUGCUCCUGCCUCCCUGGCUUUGCUGGUCCCCGCUGUGCCCACGACGUGGAUGAGUGUCUGAGCAGCCCCUGUGGCCCCGGCACCUGCGCCGACCACGUGGCCUCCUUUACCUGCACGUGCCCACCUGGAUAUGGAGGCUUCCGCUGUGAGCAGGACCUACCCGACUGCAGCCCCAGCUCCUGCUUCCACGGCGGGACCUGUGUGGACGGCGUGAACUCGUUCAGCUGCCAGUGCCGCCCGGGCUACACGGGCACACACUGCCAACACGAGGCCGACCCCUGCGUCUCUCGGCCCUGCCUGCACGGGGGCGUCUGCACGGCCGCCCGCCCUGGCUUCCGCUGCACCUGUCCGGAGGGCUUCACUGGCGCUCAGUGCCAGACGCUGGUAGACUGGUGCAGCCACGCGCCCUGUCAGAACGGGGGUCGCUGUGCCCGGAGCGGGGCCUCCUUCUACUGCCUUUGCCCUCCGGGUUGGAGCGGCCGCGUCUGUGACAUCCGGAGUGUGCCCUGCAGGGAGGCCGCAGCCCAGAUUGGGGUGCGGCUGGAAGAGCUGUGUCAGACUGGUGGGCAGUGCGUGGACAAGGACAAUUCCCACUAUUGCGUGUGUCCAGAAGGCCGCACGGGCAGCCACUGUGAGCAGGAGGUGGACCCCUGCUUGGCCCAGCCCUGCCAGCAUGGGGGCACCUGCCGCGGCUACAUGGGGGGUUAUGUGUGCGAGUGUCCAGCUGGCUACACCGGGGACGACUGUGAGGAUGAUGUGGACGAGUGCGCCUCCCAGCCCUGCCAGAACGGGGGCUUCUGCAUUGACCUCGUGGCCCGCUAUCUCUGCUCCUGCCCCCCGGGAACGCUGGGUGUGCUCUGUGAGAUUAAUGAGGACGACUGUGGCCCAGGCCCACCCCUGGACCAGGGCCCCCGGUGCCUGCACAAUGGUACCUGUGUGGACCUCGUGGGUGGCUUCCGCUGCACCUGCCCCCCUGGGUACACUGGCCUGCGCUGUGAGGCGGACAUCAAUGAGUGUCACCCGGGUGCCUGCCACGAUGCACACACCCGGGACUGUCUGCAGGACCCAGGUGGGGGCUUCCGCUGCCUUUGUCGUGUGGGCUUCACAGGUCCCCGCUGUCAGACCGUCCUGUCUCCCUGUGAGUCCCAGCCAUGCCAGCACGGAGGCCAGUGCCGUCCCAGCCCAGGACCUGGGGGUGUGCUGACAUUUACCUGCAGCUGCGUUCCGCCGUUCUGGGGUCCGCGUUGCGAGCGGGUGGCGCGCUCCUGCCGGGAGCUGCAGUGCCCGGCGGGCGUCCCGUGCCAGCAGACGGUCCGUGGGCCGCGCUGCGCCUGCCCCCCGGGACUGUCGGGGCCCGCCUGCCGGGGCUCGCGGGGGUCGCCGCCGGGGGCCGCCAACGCCAGCUGCCUGGCCUCCCCCUGCCUCCACGGCGGCUCCUGCGGCCCCGCGCCCCUCGCACCUUUCUUCCGCUGCGCGUGCGCGCCAGGCUGGGACGGACCGCGCUGCGAGGUGCCCGCGGCGGCGCCCGAGGCCCCCGAGGAGCCGCUGUGCCCGAGCGCCGCCUGCGAGGCCAAGAGCGGGGACAAGCGCUGCGACCGCGAGUGCAACAGCCCGGGCUGCGGCUGGGACGGCGGCGACUGCUCGCUGAGCGUGGGCGACCCCUGGCGGCAGUGCGCGGCGCUGCAGUGCUGGCGCCUCUUCAACAACAGCCGCUGCGACCCCGCCUGCAGCUCGCCCGCCUGCCUCUAUGACAACUUCGACUGCCGCGCGGGCGGCCGGGAGCGCGCCUGCAACCCCGUGUACGAGAAGUACUGUGCGGACCACUUUGCGGACGGCCGCUGCGACCAGGGCUGCAACACGGAGGAGUGCGGCUGGGACGGGCUGGACUGCGCGGGCGAGGUGCCCGCCCUGCUGGCCCGCGGCGUGCUGGUGCUCACCGUGCUGCUCCCGCCCGAGGAGCUGCUGCGCUCCAGCGCCGACUUCCUGCAGCGGCUGAGCGGCAUCCUGCGCACGUCGCUGCGCUUCCGCCUGGACGAACACGGUCAGGCCAUGGUCUUCCCGUACCACCGGCCCGGCCCUGGCGCCGAAUCCCGGAACCGGCGGGAGCUGGCCCCGGAGGUGAUCGGCUCUGUGGUGAUGCUGGAGAUUGACAACCGGCUGUGCCUGCAGUCACCGGAGAAUGACCACUGCUUCCCCGACGCCCAGAGUGCGGCCGACUACCUGGGAGCCUUGUCGGCGGUGGAACGCCUUGACUUCCCGUACCCGUUGCGGGCCGUGCGAGGGGAGCCGCUGGAGCUGCCGGAGCCGAGCAUGCCGCUGCUUCCGCUGCUGGCCGCCAGCGCCGUCUUCCUGCUGGCCAUCCUCGUGCUGGGCGUCAUGGUGGCCCGGCGCAAGCGUGAGCACAGCACCCUCUGGUUCCCCGAGGGCUUCGCGCUCCACAAGGAUGUGGCUGCCGGCCACAAGGGCCGCCGGGAGCCCGUGGGCCAAGACGCGCUGGGCAUGAAGAACAUGGCCAAGAGCGAGAGUCUGAUGGGGCAGGUGGCCACAGACUGGAUGGACACUGAGUGCCCAGAAGCGAAGCGACUGAAGGUAGAGGACCCUGGUGUGGGGGCCGAGGAUGCUGUGGAUUGUCGCCAGUGGACUCAACACCACCUGGUUGCAGCUGACAUCCGUGUGGCACCAGCCAUGGCCUUGACGCCCCCACAGGGCGAUGUGGAUGCUGAUGGCGUGGAUGUCAAUGUGCGUGGCCCAGACGGAUUCACCCCACUGAUGCUGGCCUCUUUCUGUGGCGGGGCUCUGGAGCCAAUGCCCACCGAGGAGGAUGAGGCAGAAGAUGCGUCAGCCAGCAUCAUCUCAGACCUGAUCUGCCAGGGAGCCCAGCUUGGGGCACGGACUGACCGCACGGGCGAGACAGCCCUGCACCUCGCUGCCCGCUAUGCCCGGGCCGAUGCGGCCAAGCGGCUGCUGGAUGCCGGGGCAGACACCAAUGCCCAGGACCAUUCAGGCCGCACUCCUUUGCACACUGCUGUCACUGCUGAUGCCCAAGGCGUCUUCCAGAUUCUCAUCCGGAACCGCUCCACAGACCUGGAUGCCCGCAUGGCGGAUGGUUCAACGGCGCUAAUCCUCGCAGCCCGUCUGGCGGUGGAGGGCAUGGUGGAAGAACUCAUUGCCAGCCACGCUGAUGUCAAUGCUGUGGAUGAGCUUGGGAAAUCAGCCUUACACUGGGCAGCAGCCGUCAACAAUGUGGAGGCCACGUUGGCCCUGCUCAAAAAUGGAGCCAACAAGGACAUGCAGGAUAGCAAGGAGGAAACUCCACUGUUUCUGGCCGCCCGGGAGGGCAGCUAUGAGGCUGCCAAGCUGCUGCUGGACCACUUCGCCAACCGUGAGAUCACAGACCACCUGGACAGGCUGCCUCGGGACGUGGCCCAGGAGCGGCUGCACCAGGACAUCGUGAGCCUGCUGGACCAGCCCAGUGGGCCCCGGAGCCCUCCCGGCCCGCAUGGCCUGGGGCCCCUCCUCUGCCCACCGGGGGCCUUCCUCCCGGGCCUCAAGGUGGCACAGUCUGGGGGCAAGAAGAGCCGGAGGCCACCGGGGAAGGCGGGGCUGGGGCCGCAGGGCGCCCGGGGGCGGGGCAAGAAGCUGACGCUGGCCUGCCCCGGUCCCCUGGCCGAGAGCUCGGUCACGCUGUCGCCCGUGGACUCGCUGGACUCCCCGCGGCCCUUCGGUGGGCCCCCCGCGUCCCCUGGCGGCUUCUCCCUCGUUCCUGCUGCCGCUGGCGCCGGGACCCCAGCUGCUGAACCCCGGGACCCCCGUGUCGCCCCAGGAGCGGCCCCCACCGUACCUGGCGGCCCCGGGACACGGCGAGGAGUACCCGGCAGCUGGCGCCCACAGCAGCCCCCCCAAGGCCCGCUUCCUGAGGGUCCCCAGCGAGCACCCUUACCUGACCCCCUCCCCCGAGUCCCCCGAGCACUGGGCCAGCCCCUCGCCUCCCUCCCUCUCGGACUGGUCAGACUCCACGCCCAGCCCAGCCACUGCCACCGGGCCCGCGGCCACAGCCGCUGGGGCGCUGCCUGCCCAGCCGCUCCCCCUUUCUGUCCCAGGCCCGCUAGCUCAGGCCCAGACCCAGCUGGGGCCCCAGCCCGAAGUCACCCCCAAGAGGCAGGUGUUGGCCUGAGAGCUCUCCAGUUCCUGGGUCUUGGGGGGCUGAACAGACAUCCUGUCCUGAUUCUCUCUCUUCCCCCCGCUUCCUUUGUAGACCUUUCCCUUUUCUUUUCUCUCCACCAGCCUCCUCGCACCGGUCCGACUCCCCCUCGAAGUGUGGCUGAGAUAGGUCCGCAGCCUCGGCUUUCAGUCCUGCUUUAUUUAUAGGGGGUGCGGGCUGACUCCCCCCCACCCCCUGGGUCUUGAGAUGAGCCUGGGGCCUCCUCCUGCACCCCCCCAUCCCCAUGCUUCCGUCCCUCCCCCCUCUCCUGCCUCCUCUGGUCUCUCUCCUUACACUCCGACACGAGUGAAUUAUUAUUAUUUUUUUUUACAUUUUGUAUAGAAACAAAUUCAUUUAAACAAACUUAUUAUUAUUAUUAUUUUUUACAAAAUAUAUAUAUGGAGACGCUCCCUGCCCCUGCAAACCCCCCAGUGCCCCCGUGGGGCUGAGUCUGUGGGCCCAUUCGGCCAAGCUGGACCCUGUGUACCGAGUACACAGGCGUGACCGGGAUCCUGUGUACCGAGUACACAACCCUGGUGUGUACCAAGUAGGCACCCUUGGGCGCACCCUCCGGGGCGGGGGGCGGGUGAGACUUGGGAGCCUGUUUCCUCCCCCAUGUCCCUCACUUCACUGCAUUCCAGAUGGAACUUGUUCUAUAGCUUUGCUGGGGGGAGGGCUCUUCUGGCCCAGAGAGCCCGCCCCAGGUCCCCCCAACCCUAGAGCCGGGGCCAUCUCUCUUGGGGAGCUGGGUGGGGGUGGCUGGUGAGAACGUGAGGACCAGGGGAGAUGUGUGCAUGUCACUUUGCCUCCCUCUAAAUACGGGACUGCAGGAAGGGAAUGAGCUGCCUGGUGGCACCCCUCCCCUGGUACUUCCCCCCACACCCCCCCGCCCAGCCCCGGGGGCAAAAUAGGAGUAUUUUUAGGCUAUUUUUGUAAUGUGGCUUCUGGUCACUAUCCCUGUGUAGCUAAAUUCCCUUGCAUUGUACAGCCCCCAGUCCCCUCACCACCUAAUAAAGGAAUAGUUAACACUCAA
Prionailurus viverrinus (fishing cat) is the source of this 7930-nucleotide messenger RNA. RefSeq names its product notch receptor 3 (gene NOTCH3). Gene Ontology annotation, molecular function: calcium ion binding; protein binding; signaling receptor activity. Lineage: Eukaryota; Metazoa; Chordata; Mammalia; Carnivora; Felidae. The record is from RefSeq and is a predicted model, not a curated record. The transcript has 34 exons. The coding region runs from base 81 to 7064 and encodes 2327 amino acids. Gene Ontology annotation, biological process: Notch signaling pathway; regulation of developmental process; multicellular organism development. Gene Ontology annotation, cellular component: membrane.